AUGACUGGAGAAUCUACUGUACAAAAGGUCAAGGAUGUCCUUCACAUCGGUUCCAACAAGGACAAGGACCACACCGCCACUGGCACAACACACAACACUACCGGUACUACUGGCACCCACAUUCCAGGUACCACUCACAACACCACUGGUACCACUGGUACCCACAUCCCAGGUACAACUCACUCUGGCCAUGCUGAGGGUUCUCACGGACCUCACAGCUCCUCUGCUGCCAAUGCUGCCGACCCAAGAGUCGACUCUGAUCUAGACGGAAACCGUCUUCCAAACAAGACCUCUGCCGGUUAUGGUACUCAAGAUGCCGCCUAUGGCACCACUGGUACCCACACUGGUACUCACACUGGUGCUCAUACUGGUGCUCAUGUUCCAGGCACUACUGGUCAUCAAGGUUAUGGACACACUGGCACUACCGGCACUACCGGUACCCACAUUCCAGGUACAACUCAUACUGGACACUCCGAGGGAUCCCACGGACCUCACAGCUCAUCUCUUGCCAACGCCGCUGAUCCAAGAGUCGAUUCGGACUUGGAUGGCAACCGACUUCCUAACAAGACUUCCGCUGGUUACGGCAGUGGUCUUACUGGCUCAACCGGUACUCACACUGGAACUCACACCGGCACUCACACCGGCACUCACACUGGUACUCACACUGGCAACACAAUCGGAGGAACCGGCUUCGGUGGAGGAAUUUCCCACAGCACCAACGCUGGUCCUCACAACUCAAACAUGGCCAACGCUGCUGACCCAAGAGUCGACAGCGAUUUGAGCAGCACUGGUAACCGCCACGGAGCUUCUACUGGACACUCUGCAUUCGGUGUUUCCGGCUCCCAUGCCACCCCAGGCUCCGGAACUGCUCAGAACACCGCUGGUCCACACAACAGUGACAUGUUGAACAAAGCUGAUCCAAGAGUUGAUGCCGACCUUGAUGGUUCCAAGACCUUGGGAGGAAACAAGACAUACCAUUAA
Molecule: messenger RNA, 981 nt
Organism: Botrytis porri
Lineage: Eukaryota; Fungi; Ascomycota; Leotiomycetes; Helotiales; Sclerotiniaceae
Exons: 3
Coding region: 1-981 (326 amino acids)
Source: RefSeq, a predicted model, not a curated record